UUUGUUUUUUUGCAUGGAGAGAUAACUGAUUUGUAUAUUGACUGGGUUUUGAUAUUUUAUUAUUGAUGAGUUAUGUUCCCAGACUAUGCUGUAAUUUCUGGACAUUUUGGACUAAUCUUGCAGUUGUUGAGCUGAUACAGGUGUAUGUGAUGUGUAGUUGUGUACUGUAAGUAGGACAUGACCUACUUCCAGUAUAUUGAUGGCCUUUGGACUCCAAACUUGGCUAUAUUGUGUGCAGAUACACUUGAGUGAAUCAUAAAAUUACCGGUAGCUGAUUUCUUGUUGUGUAUAUAGAUCAAGUUAUAGAUCAGGUUUGAAUCUUGUGUUGGUUUACUUUCUUUCAAUAUGCAUCACGGGUUAUGAUAAAUGACUAAAGGAAUAUUUUAGUAUAAAGGUGAUAAUUUCCUGUUGACAUGACUUUUCAAAUUGCUUUCAGUUUCAUUUAAGUUCAAAAUUAGGGGGUUAUAGAUUGCAGAAUAUGAUACAAAACAAAAACAGAUCUAGAAGAGGAUUGACUUGUUGUAGUGCUUGUAGGGUUACUGCAAAUGAUUACUAUAAGUGAAGUAGAGUAACUGAAUCACAUCACACAGUCGGCCAUUCUGUAUGGGCCAACUUCAGCUAUACUAAUAGUCUUCAUUUGUACAUGGUUUAUAUAUCUCAAUAGAAAAUAGAUGUUUUGAUAGUAUAGCUGGAACUUGUUUUGAUUUCAAUCUGUGACAUGGCUUAAUUUAUAUGUUUGUCUGUUGUAGGCUCCUCUUUUCUAGUACACCUGUACUUAAGUCAGUCAAACAUGUAAUUUCCUGAAUUUAUAUAUGGCAUACAUAGAGAGGAUCUUUCAUUAAGCACAUAAAAAAGGAGUUUAUUAAUCAAAAUUCGGAACAUUAAUAAAAAAAAAAUUAAGAAGAAUUAAUUCCUAAAAUCUGAAGAAUAUAUAUUAUUCAUAUUACAUCUAUCUUACACUUUAGAAUCUCCAUUUCCAGUUGAAUAAUUUUGUGUUGAAACUGACAGGUCAUGUGUAUAUACAUGUAUUAAUCUAUAUUUUAUGCUUAAUUCUUUUGUUAAAUCACAGAUCUGGAGAUGGACUGUUGAAACAUGUUUUUUUAAAAACAUAUAUUCUUUUGAAGACUGUCAGUUAUAUAUUCUAGGCUAAUUUUUAAGUUAAAAUCUCAAUAGGUUUUGAAUAUUUUGCUCCAGAUCAAAUCAAAGCUGGAGGUAAACUUUUUGAUUUGAUAAUGUUUUAUUUUUACAAUAUCCUACACUAACAUUGAGGAUCUCUAUGACAACACCUGUAACAUCAUUGUAAAAAUGGUUGCUCAAAGCUUGUUACACAAUGUUACUUGUAUUUUGAAAGAAUAUCUCUUGUGUAAAUGUUGUAAAAUUAGUGUUCUUUACUUAAUUAUACUGUGAACAACUGUAAGAGAUUGGGAUGGGGAAGUCUUGCUAUGAAGAGAAUGACAUUGGAAUACUUAUGAAUUAUUUAUUUGAUAAAAUGUAGCUGAAGGGCAUGUACAUACAUGCAUGCAUCUAUAAAAUUUGUAACAUUUGAUUUACAAAUGCAUACCAGUAUAUUAUUUCAAUGCCUAAUUAUAAAAGGCUAAAUACAAUUGAUUUAUUCCAUAUACCACGGCAUAGAGACUUAGCUUUUCUAUCUACAGACCACAAACCAACAGACUAACCAGAUGUUUUUUUAGAAAAAAAUUAAAAAUAAGAAAAUAGGACCCUCAUGAACUGCCCAUAAUUAAUGCCCAUAUUAAUGUCACCAUAUUGUGACAUUAUAAUACACUAGUUUCAAGAGAAGAGCUAGUAGGAGGUGCAUUUAGUGGAACUUUGAAUGACUAAGUGGGACAGAGUGGACCUACAGUCGGUGAGGAAGAUGUUAAAAUGUGUUAAAAGCGGCUUCUCUUUAAAUAUGAGAAUGUAGGAAAUACAAAUUACUAUGAAAAGAAAUAUUUUACUAACAUGGAAACAUUAAAACAAUAUCAUAUUUGCAAGUAACUUCCUGGAUAUGAUACGUACAAGCAACAAAAUAACAUGAAAUGAUAAGAAUCCCAUGUAUUUAAUUACUCCCUGAAUACUUAUCACUUACUUAGUUUGUGUAUCAGUUGAAUUCGGGUGAUGAAACUUCACAUGAGAAACUUGCCGAGUACAUUCACUAUGCAGUGAUGAAUAUUUGUUCCACUCCCACAUGUAAACAAGUUGUUUCACGCCUUAAUUAAUAUGUACGAGUCUCAGAGUUCUUCAAAGGAAGAUAACUGACAUAUCUUGAAAGUGGCGUAUUUCAUCUCUUGUGAUGUCAUAUAUAUAGCUGUUUUCAGUGAACACAAUUUGAAGGUUACAAGAUUUCGAAUCCAAAGCACAAAAAGAUAUGCAUGUACAUCAUUGGUCCAUUUGUUUAAUGAAGCAAAAAAUCAAAGUAGAAAUGAACCAGACCAGGAUUCGAACCCGACCUCCUGAAACUCUAGUCAGGUGCUCUACCAAUUGAGCUAUCUGGCCACCGGUGACCGAACCGAGCUGACCACUACAUUUAUAUAGAUUGACCUCAUCAAAGUCCCAACUCAUGUUUUCUCCAAAAUUGCAUAUUUUCUUCCUUUUUGACAUAUGUACUUAUUACAUAUCACCAUAUUUUUCAUGAUGAAAUCAUUUUGUGCUGAUUUUAUAAACUAUUUCCAGUUGUAGUGAGCCACGUACCAUCUAUCAAAAGGCUGAAUUUUACCAUGUUAUAUAUUCAGUGUAAUUUAAGUGUAUCGAUUCACAAUUAUUAAAAUUGUGCACUAAUUAUGUUUCAAUUUCCUAAGCUUUUAAAUCUAUGAGAAUUUUCUAAAAUUUCUGAUUUUUAUAACUUGAACCCUCAGGUUGCUCUUCAAUUUAAGAAGUUACAAAUUAUUUUUUUUGCAGAAUCAAGGAAUGUCGAUUUGGGCCAAGACCCAGCUGCUGCCUCCAGAACUCCUUAAACAUGUGUCUAGUAUGUAUGAGGGUUCGCAGAUCCCAAUCGAGGUCCGGCACUACUUUGCUGACUGGAUAGAAGAUCAGCCAUGGGGACAGAUCGAUGAAAACAGCAGUAAUCAGCAAGAUCAAUCAUUUGCUCAACAGCUUUUGAACAAACUCAUUGAAGAGCUUGAGAGCAAGGCAGCUGAACUUCCACAACAAAAUGAAUUCUUCAUACUCAAGCUCAAAUUUCAGGAGGUUGCCAGUCAGUUCAGAACCCAGUACACACAAAGACCGAUGGAACUGGUCCGCACAAUCAAACGCAACUUGGCCAUGGAAGAAUCUUUGGUUCACCAACAUGAAAAUCCUGAUGCAUCGGUAAGAUUUCCUCCUUAUUUAUCAAUCAGUAAAAACAAACCUGCAGCAGAUACAGACACAGUUCAGAAAAGAUCAGAUGACCUUGAACUCCUUCUCUCCUCUGUAGCACUUGAUGUCAAGCCAACUGAAACCCCUAUGCCUGUGUUUGACAAGGACAAGCUCAUCAUGUCGAAGAUUGAAAAUAUUGGUAUUCAGAUAACAGAAGCAGAGAGAAUGAUAAGAGAAUUGUCACAUAAGCAGGAGGAGUUCACCAUUAACUACCAGAAGCAGCUCCAGAUUAACAGCCAAAUAAAUCAGACACAUUCAGAUAAAUAUUUGGCAACUUUGUCCCAAGAGGAUCUGAUGCGAGUAACAACAGAAACCAGAAAAACUCUAGAAAAGCAGAAAAAGAACUUAGAGGGAGUUUUAGCAAGAGAGGCACAAACCAUUGCCAGAGCCAGAGUGGAAAUUGCAGGCAAGUUGAGUAACAACUUUGAGUGUUUGGAGGAAGUCAGGCAGCAGGUUGUUGACCAAGAGCUGAUCGAGUGGAAGCGGCAACAGCAGUUAGCAGGAAACGGAGCGAAAAUUGAUCCUAAUUUACUAGAAAAUUUACAAAAAUGGGUGGAGUCGACUGUGGAUUUGGUGUGGAAGAGCAGGCAACAGGUGUUGAAGCUGGAGGGGUUGUGCAGUAGGAUUCCGAUGCAGCUAUCGGAUGGCAGGGAUGACGUGGUAUCCACGCUAAACAGUAAAAUAACCAGCAUUCUGUCCUCCAUUGUUACAAGCACAUUUAUUGUCGAAACACAACCACCACAAGUACUGAAGAGGGACUCCAGGUUCAGUGCAAGGGUGCGUCUGCUGGUCGGUGGCAAGCUUACCAUUCACUUGACCCCUCCGACUGUUACUGCCUCCAUCAUCAGUGAGGCCCAAGCUAAGCUGUUAUUGAGGGGUCCCAAUCGACGUCCUGAACACAACUGUGGAAAGAUCCUCAACAACUCAGGCUUAAUGGAGUACCAGCCACAAAAAGGGGAACUCAGCAUCGAGUUCAGGAACAUGAUUCUGAAGACCAUUAAACGGGCCGAAAAGCGAGGAACAGAAGUGAGUGGUACAUUUGCUGUAACGGAGGAGAAAUUCUGCAUUCUGUUCCAAAGCUCCUUUCACCUGGGAAUGACUGUGAAUGAGUUGCAGUUCGAAGUCUGGACCAUUUCCUUGCCUGUGGUGGUAACAGUGCAUGGCAACCAGGAAUGCAAUGCUGUGGCCACCAUCUUGUGGGAUAACCAGUUUAGUGAACCAGGGAGGAUGCCUUUCACAGUACCUGACCAGGUGCCAUGGCCAGAACUAGUCAAUCUAUUGAACACCAAGUUUUCGUCUCUGACAGAACGCGGACUCACUCACGAGAACAAACAAUAUCUUGCCACUAAGCUCUUUGGUGGUUCAAUUGAGGACAACUUAUCGCAAAAGACGGUGUCCUGGAGUAGCUUCAAUAGGGAUCCUCUGCCUGCCAGAAAUUACACAUUCUGGGAGUGGUACUACCAAGCCAUGAAGCUGACUAAGGAACACAUGCGUGGUCCAUGGAAAGAAGGGUUUAUCAACGGGUUCAUAAGUAAGCUGGAUUCCCAGCGACUGCUGGAAAAACGGCCACUGGGAACAUUUCUGCUGCGAUUUAGUGACAAUUUCAUCGGCGGAAUUACAAUUGCUUGUCUAGUAGAGGACAACAAAACUGGUAAGAAACAGAUCUUGAACUUGCUCCCAUUCAGUGGCAAGGACUUCCAGAUCCGAGGAUUAGCGGAGAGGAUUAAUGACCUGCCACAGCUAUUGACUCUGUAUCCAGAAAUCCCCAAACAUGUGGCGUUCAGCCGCUUCAUGAGACAAACUGCCCACCAUCAAGGCGCACAAGGCACCGAUGGUUACGUCCGACACGAGUUGAGGAAUUUAAUGGUACCUGAUCCAGAAAUGAAUGGUAUGGCUGGAUUUACCAUGUGCACAGAGAACCCCCAGUCUCCACAGCUGGAAAUCAAUGGGAGGGAUUCACCGGGGACAUGUAUGUCCCCUCAAAACCUGCAAGUUUACAACACUCCUGAUGCAGGUAUGGAUUUAGAUCAGUACCACCUGCAGGAGUUGCCCGGGUCAGGAAUGGAUUACGAUGCUGACAGCAUGCUGGAGAUGAACGAUUUUUCUGACAUUAAUCUCAGCAGUUUCUUAGAAACAGCGAAUGCUGUGUUGGGUCAGAAUUUCAACAACAACACGACCAUGAACAGUAUGAAUGGGUCCUCAUAACUGAAGACACAACAUCCGACAGCGUACAGUGUAUAUGAGACAGAAGCUGUAUAUUGCUUUCAUCUUAUCGGUUUUGCACUUCACGGUUGACGUGGAAAUGUUGACAAAUUUGAUGGAUUACAAACAAUCAUAAAAAUUUCCGCACAUUGAAUUUCUAAUGUGUUUAAAUGACUAUUUCGAAUUUACUGCAGAUAUGACGAUUUGCCAUUCAUAAAUAUGAGUAGUUUGCACACAAAUGCCGUUCAUUUCAUCUGAGAAAAUAAAAAUAAGUUCCUAUAAAUCGUCAUCACAUAACGGGAUGUUUUCUGACUACUUUUUUUUUUUUUUUUUUUUUUUUUUUACAUAUUAAAGGAUAACCUGGAACUAAUUGCCAGAUAACCAUGAUAUUACCCUUGUAUUUCAUUCGUCCAAUUUAAUAUUGUUGUUGAAUAUACAAAUAAUUCAUCAAAAUGUCCACUCACCAAAUUUCAGAAAUGGAGAAAUCGUCAAAUCGUUGUUGGAGCUAAAAACACUAUUUUGAGAGUAGUGUCCUUCUAACAUUUUACUAUUCUUACAAUAAUGGAAAAUCUUUGAGCCUAAGACAAUGUUUUGAUUGAAAGUGAUAUGAUAGUAAGGUGUACAUGCAUGAAAUUCAGUGUUUCAAACUUCAAAACAGGGAUAUGCUUUCAGUUUACAGAAGUAUAUAGAUGUAUCUACGUAUUGAAAUCUUGAUUUUAACUGGUUGUAAUAACUGUAAUGUGUCCAAUAAUUUGGGGAAUUUUCAUCUGUAACUUUUGUUUAUGUUACCUUUGAAUAUUUUUGAGAAGUAUAUUGACAGUUGUACGGAGUUUAAGGAUAACAAGACAUUUUCUGACCUGGUGAGGUAGGGGGUGAAACAGAGUAUUCCCUGAACCCUGUAUCAAGAUGUGUAUUAAUUAAUUGUUAAUCUGUGUAUUAUUUACAUUUGCGUGUAUUGCUUUGCAAUAGAGUUUAGAGGAUGCAUCCUCAUUUAUUUCAGAAAUCAUUUGAAAGGAUGUAUCCUAUUCUGAUCCUCACUUUAAUAAAUUGUAAAUUUCACAAAUGCUUUAAAAACUGUGUCUGAUAUUCCUUACAAAAUUUAUUGAAUGCUAAUGAGAUGUGACAUCAACCAGUCAUCAUUGAAUUAUUAUCAAAAUAUAGUAAUACAAAAUCACUAGAUGUCUUCUCUAUCUUUUUUCAGAAAUUGACCCCAAAAAAUAUUGUAGCUUUUUGGAAUGAGAAAAUUCCCUUAUCUUAUGAACAUGUUGUGAUGUCUUAAAACCAAAAUAAAAGUGAUAAAUAAACUUCA
Molecule: messenger RNA, 6862 nt
Organism: Ostrea edulis (European flat oyster)
Lineage: Eukaryota; Metazoa; Mollusca; Bivalvia; Ostreida; Ostreidae
Product: signal transducer and activator of transcription 5B-like
Exons: 22
Coding region: 2905-5556 (883 amino acids)
Biological process (GO): regulation of cell population proliferation; regulation of transcription by RNA polymerase II; defense response
Molecular function (GO): RNA polymerase II cis-regulatory region sequence-specific DNA binding; DNA-binding transcription factor activity, RNA polymerase II-specific
Source: RefSeq, a predicted model, not a curated record